GCACAGGCAACAGGAUAGGUGCAGAGAGAAAUCCUCUGAGAUCUGUAACAGGAGGGCAGCCAUGGAGAGCUGUGACAGCUCCUGCCAGGGUUGGUGUAGCGGUAGGCAACACUGGUUUGAACUCGGACCCAUGGACUUGAUGGAGCGCAAGGGCUCCCUAACCCUCCGCUCCCAUCACAAGAAAUACUCGAAGCCAGUGCUGGUGUAUUCCUGGCACCGUGACAGAGAAACUUAUCCCAAAGAUUAUGAUAUAGAGGGUCCUGAAGAAGUAAAAAAACUGUGUAAUUCAACAUAUUGGCGACUUGGAACCAACGAACCCCCAAUUUGGAUAUCAGAAACACAUGAGAAAAUGCCACAAGUUUGUUUAAACACAGAAUUGGCUGAAAUAAAGAGCAAGGCUUUAUUGAAUGAGGAAACUAUGAGCUCUGGAAUUAUUGAAAGGGACACUGGGUUGCCUGCCACAGGUUUUGGAGCUCUCUUUCCUAGCCACCCAUCAGAUUGGUACGAAAUGUGUGCAUUGACAACAUAUGCUGAAGAAUAUGCUCCACCGUAUGAAUAUCAGCCACUUGGUUAUCCUUGUCAAGAUGAUGAUUAUUCAGUUGUCCACAGAAAAUGCUGUUCUCAGUUCACAGAUCUAAAUGGUUCCAAAAGAUUUGGCAUCAACACCUGGCAUGACGAGAGUGGGACUUAUGCCAAUUCAUAUGUAAAACGAAAACUCUACCCAUUAACCAGUGGCCUUGUUCCCUUUUUAAAAUACUGUAUGGAAUCAGAUUCUAUAACUAAUGAAAGGUAAUGGAUGUAGCAGUUGAUGAUUUUCUAUCCUAAUAAAUGCAGUGGAAA
Molecule: messenger RNA, 840 nt
Organism: Lipotes vexillifer (Yangtze River dolphin)
Lineage: Eukaryota; Metazoa; Chordata; Mammalia; Artiodactyla; Lipotidae
Gene: CFAP95
Product: cilia and flagella associated protein 95
Exons: 6
Coding region: 62-793 (243 amino acids)
Cellular component (GO): plasma membrane
Source: RefSeq, a predicted model, not a curated record